Molecule: messenger RNA, 2834 nt
Organism: [Torrubiella] hemipterigena
Lineage: Eukaryota; Fungi; Ascomycota; Sordariomycetes; Hypocreales; Clavicipitaceae
Source: the annotation of a GenBank genome assembly
ACGCUCCGUUACUGUAAAAGCAACCGCGCUUAUUGAAAUAAAAUGCUGAUUUUGUGGCCAUCGGACUGAUUUUAUGAUCUUACAGCUUCGCGCUGCAUGUAUUUGAAAGAAAGCAAAUACAUGGCGAUGAGGACGGUCAUACCCUCUCAGCCAUCUACACCAUGUCUAGCCCAACAAAGAAAAGAAAGCUAAAUGCUGAUUCGAAAAACGGGAAGCCUCAAUCGAAAGGCCUGGAAUACUUCUUUUCAAGGCAAAAGUCAAAAGACACUCCUGCGCAGUCUCUGCCCGACCAAGAUGCGGCCCUAGAUGCAGAGCUCACGGAUGAACAGCUGGCUCGGAAGCUUCAGGAUGAAUGGGACAAAGAGGCUGCAGCUGUAGGAUUAGGAGGCAGCCAGAGCGUUCAAAAUGAUGAGCCCUCCAAGGAAUCAGCGAUAUCUACGCAGCCAGAACAGCUGACGUUACCAAUUAACGCGGCUCCACCAGCAUCCCAGGAAGAUGCAAAGAAGGACGGCACUCUCAAGUUGGAGGCGUCAGGAAUGGCGGAAGACACUAUCACAACGUCAAUUCCUCUGGAUGAAUCACCGUUGAUAUUCGAACCAAGAAAAUAUGUGGAAUUACUGAAGCAACAUUGGAAGAAAGAAGGUGGUGAUGCCUCAUACGCCUUAUUGACAACAUGUUUCGUGCUUGUCAGCGGGACUACAAGUCGCAUCAAAAUUGUAGACACGCUUGUGAAUUGUCUGAGAAUUCUCAUUGAAGGGGAUCCCGAUAGCUUGCUUCCAGCGGUGUGGCUUGCAACCAACUCCAUUUCACCCUCGUAUAUAUCAAUGGAACUCGGUUUAGGUGGAUCUGCAAUCUCAAAGGCCUUGAAAAACGUAUGUGGCCUUGAUAGCCGGUCAUUGAGGGCUAUCUUUAACAAGCAUGGAGACGCUGGUGAUGUUGCCUAUGAAGCAAAAAAGAAACAGAGUUUCACACUACGAAAACCAAAGCCCCUAACGAUCAAAGGCGUUUAUCAGUCUCUAGUCAAGAUUGCCAGCACACAAGGACAGGGCAGCGCAGAAGUCAAACAGCGUAUCGUCGACAGACUACUACAAGACGCUCGAGGUGGCGAAGAGAGUCGCUUCAUUGUACGAACUCUCUGCCAACAUCUCCGAAUUGGUGCUGUCAAGACCACUAUGCUCAUUGCCUUAUCACGCGCUUUCACCCUCUCGAAACCAGUUAAUGGCGAUUUCGCGACUCAGGAUAUCUCACGUCUUCAAAAGCUGCGAAAAGAGGAGCUCGCAGAAGUAUGGUCAAAAGGGGAAGAGAUUGUGAAGGCCUGUUUUGCUAGACGUCCGAACUAUAAUGAUCUCUUACCAGCAUUGCUUAACAUCGGAGUCUGUGAAGAACUUCUACUCCGAUGUGGCCUUUCCCUCCAUAUACCGCUCCGACCUAUGCUUGGAAGUAUCACCAGAGACCUCUCUGAAAUGCUUACCAAGCUUCAAGGGCGAGACUUCACUUGCGAGUAUAAAUAUGACGGUCAACGAGCCCAGGUCCACUGUGAUGAGAAUGGAAAGGUUUCAAUCUUCUCUCGCCACCUGGAACUGAUGACGGACAAAUAUCCCGAUUUGGUUGCGCUCGUCCCAACCAUCCGCGGGGAUGGAGUGAAUAGCUUCAUUAUGGAAGGCGAAGUCGUUGCUGUGGAUCAGACCACUGGUGACUUGAAGAACUUCCAGACUCUCACAAACCGGGCAAGAAAAGAUGUUGAUAUUGGAAGCAUUACCAUCAACGUCUGUUUGUUUUCCUUUGAUCUCAUGUUCCUAAACGGACAGCCGCUGCUGGAUCGCCCAUUCCGGGAGAGAAGGGAGCUUCUGCGCUCCCUGUUCACAGAGAUUCCUAAUCGCUUCACAUGGGUGAAGAGCUUGGAUGCAACUUCAAACGAGUCUGAAACUGUUCUCGACUUUUUCAAAUCAGCAACAGAGAAUAAAUGCGAAGGUAUCAUGGUUAAAAUUUUGGAUAAUUUGGUAGAUAUCCCGUAUACUGAUGACGAGGAACCGAAACUUGCGGAAGAUGUGAAGUUAUCAACUCCCAAAUCCAAAUCAAAAGCCAAGGCUAAACCUACCUCAAAGGAUGGGGGAGAAGAAGGCAAGCCCAAGUCACGGAGGAAAGCGCUCUUGGCAACAUAUGAGCCAGACAAGCGGCUCGACUCUUGGUUAAAGGUCAAGAAGGACUACAACUCAAGUUUUGACACGCUGGAUAUGAUUCCAGUAGCGGGAUGGCAUGGAAUGGGGCGCAAAUCCAAAUGGUGGUCUCCAAUCCUGCUAGCAGUCAGAAAUGAUGAGACUGGCGCGCUCGAGGCUGUCUGUAAAUGCAUAUCUGGAUUCACAGACACAUUCUACAAGGCCAAUAAAGAGUUUUAUGACGACGGAAAAGAAUCUGGCGAACCGAAAAACACCCGUGCUCAACAGCCUGGCUUUAUCGAGUAUUCUGGUCCAAUGCCUGAUGUUUGGUUCGAACCACAGGAAGUCUGGGAGAUGGCUUUCGCCGAUAUAACUCUGAGUCCGACAUAUACUGCGGCUAUUGGGCUUGUUAGCGAUGAGAGAGGACUGAGCUUGCGAUUUCCAAGAUUCUUAAAGAAGCGCGACGACAAGAGCAUGGACGAGGCCAGCACAACCCAUUUCCUUGCUGGACUGUACAGGAAGCAGGAGAACGUCGCUGUUACCAAUAAUGCAACAGCGGAGGUGCUUGAUGAAGAAGAUGACUGAUUGAUGUUUAUACAAGAUUGCAUUUGUAUGGCGUUUUGGGUAUCGAGUGACUAAAUAGACAAUAAUAAUAAUACAUUUCCCAACACUACUUCC